GUGUAUAAUUUAUUUAUGCAUUUGACAUUACAAUGUUUACAAUAGAAAAUAAUAACUUAUAGAAAAAUCAGUAUUACUAAACCUAAAUUGUUUUUCAACAACUUCAUUUAUAUUCGCAAUUGAAACAACAGUGCUUUGUGCGCCAGGCUGAAUCAAACAAUGUUAUCAGAUGAUAUAGAAAAAUUAAUUGAAGAGAAACGGCGGGAAUUAGAAAAUGAAAAAGCUGUCUUAGGGUUAUCUCAGGAAAAGGAUCUCUUAAACAGCAAGAAUGAGGAAAACAAUGAGAACAUAGAAGCACCACACCGUGUGAAGUUCAGCAGAAGGAGAGCUCUGUCAGAGAACAAUGAAACAACUCUAGAGGAAAGUGAAGAAAAAGAUAUUUCUCCUGGCUUAGAGAGAUACAUACGGCGCUAUCUCGGUCUUCCAGUUAUGUUAAAGGCAGGUGAGUAUUCACCCAACAACCCGCUGAUACGAGGGGAGCGGUCAACCGGCGAUGUUCUUCUUGGGUUGGGGGAGUAUGAGCGACGGAGGAAUACGCUGCGCAAGAUACGACAGAGGCAGUAUAAGGAGUAUCUUGAUGAGCAAGCGAAAAUAAAACAAGAAGAGCGAGAAAAGGCAGAACGGGAGAAAAAGGAGAGAGAAGAAAAAGAAAGACUGGCGGAAGAAAGAGAAAGAGAGCGCGAACGGCUGGAGUUGGAGAGAGAUAGAUAUAGUCCAGAAAGACGACGAGCCAGCUUCACUUUCAGCAAUGUUUCUGGUGCUAAUAAUGCGUAUAAUAGUAAAGUGGAUACAGCAGUUCAAGUAGACAGACAUACACCGCUGUCCCUUGCCGUGCAGACGGACGACAAUGAUUUAUUUCCCACAAGAACAGGAAUAUCGCUACCCUCAAAACAUCUCCUAACACAAGCGGAAAGAGAGUUGUCCCCUCGCACAGUAGACGUCAAACCGGCCACUUGGCAUUGGUCGAGUAACUAUGAAGAUAGAGGCAGGAGAAGAAGGAGCUAUGGCGAUUUUGAUGCUCGGACGUCGUCAAACACAGACAAACAGACAUAUAGGCCGUCAAUAUUGGAUGCCGAUGUUAUAUCUUUGAGGAACUUACAAGCUGAAAAGGAGGCUGCAGCGCGACGUCAGUUCUAUCAGCAAGAGUUACGUAAUCAAAUAGAAGAACAGCAAAGAAUAAGAGAAGAGAGGAGGAAUAGAGAAAAAAUGUUGGAACAAGCCGAAAUGAGGCGUCUCGAACAACAACUUCGUUCGUUGAAAAUGGCACAAGAAAGCGAAAUUGAUAGACAUAGAGAUAUCAAUAGUAAGAUGCAGAGAAAUUCAGCGGAAUAUGAAAUGCAGAGGACAUCACUACAGAAGGAAAUAGACGAAGAAAGAUCUCAAAUUAAACGUAACACGGAUACAAAUAGGUAUUUUGAAAAGCCUUACACCGUCAAUGUGCCAGAUACAGCAAUAUUUUCACCGAAUUACGAUCUCGAAAAUUACUUGAGGAAAAAUCUUAAUCCAACCAAAGAGAGCCUCCAUCUCGGUAAUAAAAGACAUGAGAAAUGGAAGGAAAGUGAAAAUUGGUAUGAGGAAACACCCUACCGUCAAGAAGUUUAUAAUUAUAAAGAUCUCAAUGAAAACAGGCAAAUACCAGAUGAAAAAAUUAAAAGUUACAGAGAGACCGAAAGUGAGAAAUAUAGGGUAGAUACUAAUAGAUAUAGGCAAGAAAGUUAUAAAAGCGAAUUCGAUACUUUGCCCAUACCAGUUUUACGGCAUUCGCCAAAACACAAAGUGGAAAAGGAGGAGAAGUGUGAGAAAAACGAAUUAAGCGAGGAGAUGCAACUUGUAGAUGACAAGUGGAAAGUACCCGCAGUUCAAAAGAAUAUUUUGAAAAAUUUGAAAAGUGAGGGUAGGAAUAUAAAUAUUUUGACCCAAUUGGGUUCCAUACGACGCCAACUUCAACUGGAACAAAUGAAGUUAGAUAAAAUUAAACAAACCGAUUUUUAGGUAUGUUUUGUCAAAAUUUUAAAUCGCAUUUUAAUUUUUAUGAUUAAAAUACAGCGGUUAGUUUAGUAUUCAUUUUUAAAAAUAAAUAGACUGAUUGUGAAAUAAAAGUCAAAGUGUAACUGAUAAUGUUAGUGUGGUCUCUUUCUAAGAUCAUUUAACAAUUACGUCACUUGAUCCAUGACAAUACUUUGACAAUUAACAUUAGUAAACAAAAAGAGGAGUCAAUACUCCUGUUUCGUCUGAAUAAAUAUUAAUUAAGAUUUAAAAAAAUAUCUUUAUAAAAAUUAAAUGUGUCGUUUUGGUUCUAUAAUCAGUCUAUUUAUCUUUAAAAUAUAUAAAAUUUAAAUUUUCAAUAAAUAACCGUCCGUGAAGCUUGCGAAAUAAAAUAUUUUUGCUGAAUUUGAAACAUAUUUUUAUGAACAUUUAUUAUGAAUAUUCGUUAAUUUGUUCGCUAAUUUUGAUGCAUGUCAAAAUUAAAUCGAGCAAUAUUUAAUUUUAUAUAUUUGUUGUGUUUUAUCGGUGUUGCUAUUUUUUAAUUUGAAUCAAUCUAUUUUCAUUUGUAAGUGUUAUUACUUUAACUAAACCUGUAUUUUUCGUCAUAGUUGAAAUAUAAAUUGAGAAAGAGCGACGAAAGAGUUGCGUACUCCGGAAAUAAACAAUCCGAAAUUCCUCAUAUCUGUAGAUUUUGAAAAUUAAUGUACUUUUCAAAGAUUUCCUUCAUAUUUAAAUGCGCCUUAUUUUAUCUCUACGGGUUUUUGAAGUCUAUCUCUAAGGCCCAUAAUCCAAUAUAUGUCUCUAGAAAUCUUGGUUGCACCUGGAUAUAUCGUCUAAAUGUAACACGGUCUAACUUCGUUCUUAUAAGUGAUUACUUAUAAACCAAAUGUUGCUCCUUACUUCAUACUUCGACUAGAGCAUAGCCAAAAAGUUAUUCCGUAGUGUAGUGCCAAAUAGGUUUUUGAUUUUUAAAAUUUUAUCCUUGUCUUACAGUUUUGAUAAUUGUAACAGACAUUUUUAUUUAAGGUAUGAAAGUUGUGGUGUUGUCUAACACCCUUAUAAAAAAUAAAUCAGUUUCAUUGCACUCUUUAACUGUCAUGUUUCGUCUCAUCGAAAACACAAUUUGACAGAAAGAGAAGAAAGAGUUUUAGAGUGAGUGAGAUAUAGAUCGUUGUCAUACUCUGGUUUGUUCAAGGAAAAUAAUACUUUACUUUGUUGUUAAUACCUUGAGCAACGGUAAGUUGAAUGUUUUGUAUGGCCUCAAAAAUACUCUUAAAUAAAAAUGUUUAACAAUAACCUAUGCACGUUUAUUCCUAUAUCAGUAGAAAAGUCAAAAUAAAUGUUAAGUUUAAUAUGUUAUGUGCGUUACAACUUUCUAUUAAUAUUCGUAGUAAGUAGUGUUAUUUAGUCAAUGUGUAAUCCAAACUAAUAUGAAUCCAAAAAUGAUCGCUACCACGUAUCGAUUAAAUCGCAAAAGUAUAUCAAAUCUCGGUGAACCUUAAGCAGAAGAAAUAAAGUAAUGAAGUAAAUUGUUGUAUAGAAACAAUGUGUUAGUAUAACUGUUAAUUUCGGCAACAUUUUAUUUGUUAUGCAGGAUUUUUGUUUAGUCUAGCUUUCCGAGGUUUUAUCUUAUAUCUCACCUGAGCGUAACUUUACUAGCUCUGCGUUUACGAUAUUAUUAUCAAAUCGAUGUUGAAGUUUGUACGUUUUAAGUGGCCUUUAAUAUUGUCGCGAAUUGCGUUAGUUAUGUGUGAGUUCGCGGAAUAUUGUUAUUAAAAGACUGGUAUAGAUUAAGAACUCGAGCUUGAUUGAGAAAGUGAUAGGUUGAGCCAUAAGUAAUAUUAGAUGUCACAUCCAUUUUGAAACGUAGUGAAAAACAGUAAAUUAAGAAUGACUGUAGUCUCUUUCUAACAUCAUGUAUAAAAGGGAGAUAUAUAAUAGAGCUGAAAUUAGGGACUGAGUGAAAAAGAUUUGAUUGAUUGCUUUUACUCAUUUUAAUAUAGCGCCAUCGAUAUUUAAAAUAUACAGUUAAAUUAAAAUAAAUUGAAUAUUAAGCUUUGUAUGAUUUUGAAUCUGUUGCAAUAAGUAAUAAUUAUUUAAAUAAAAUAAUGUUUUAAUCGAA
Molecule: messenger RNA, 4108 nt
Organism: Pieris napi
Lineage: Eukaryota; Metazoa; Arthropoda; Insecta; Lepidoptera; Pieridae
Product: trichohyalin-like
Exons: 10
Coding region: 160-1992 (610 amino acids)
Source: RefSeq, a predicted model, not a curated record